Molecule: messenger RNA, 558 nt
Organism: Phaeodactylum tricornutum CCAP 1055/1
Lineage: Eukaryota; Bacillariophyta; Bacillariophyceae; Surirellales; Neidiaceae
Exons: 1
Biological process (GO): protein folding in endoplasmic reticulum
Cellular component (GO): EMC complex
Molecular function (GO): protein binding
Source: RefSeq, a predicted model, not a curated record
GCCGUGCUCGAGCAAGUGUGUUUAGGCGCGCUCGAUGCGCAUGAUCCGGGAACGGCCGAAGUCUGUUUGGACAAACUCAAAGCGGCCGGCAUUGCCAAGGAGUCCACCCGCUUCCGCCGUUUGCUGGCACGCUGUCUGGAAGGAGCGGAAGACUACGCCGGUGCGGAAAUCAUUUACGACGACUUGCUCAAAGAGAGCCCGGCAAACUUGCAAGCGUUGAAAAGAAAGUACUGCAUGUUGAAAGCUCAAGUCGGGAAAGAAGUCGAAUCAAUGGAAGCAUUGAAUGUGUAUCUGAAGCAGGUGUACGCGGAUUCGGGGGCGUGGUACGAGAUGGCGCGAUUGCGAAAAGAGCUCGGUGAUUUUAAGGGUGCAGCGUUUGCGCUUGAAGAAGUCAUACUUGGAGUACCUUCAGACGCCAAAAUGCAUGUCGAAUUAGCAGAGUGUUACGCCACAAUAGGAGGAAUGGAGAAUCUUCUCUCGGCGCGGAAACACAUGGCACAGGCACUCGAACUGGAUGCCACGGACCGCAGGGCACAGUUUGGCCUCGUCUCAGUUGCC